GUGGUGUUGCGGUUUGACGCCGGUCGGUUAAAACCUGCUGGACAACAACCGAAAGGCCAAAGUUGUGCAACUUGUAUGAUGUUGAAGAUAAAACAAUCGAUUAUUUAUUUGAAUUAAAAAAAUGAUGUGGGUCGCCAGGCGAUUGCUGUCGUCUGUCGCUCAGAGAAGUCAGUAUGCAGGACAUUCAGGCUUGUUCCGUCGCCCUCAGCACGGUUGCCUCCCAGACCUAGAGCUGCGGUAUCUCCAGUGCACGUGUUGCUGGCGGAGCCGGGUUCCCGUGGCCGGCUUCGAGACCCUGAACGCCGCCAUCUCCUCCACUUCUGAGCCCUGCAAGGAGGACAACAGAUCCCUGGAUGCCUGCUACACCUCCGAGCAACGGGCCGCCAUCCUCCAGCUGCUCAACACCGCCGAGCCGGCAGAGCUGGCGGGCGUGAAGCUCCUCAGAGGCCGCAAGUCGCUCAACCUGGUGGAGUACAGGACUAAAAACGGACCCUUUAAAACCCUGGAGAGCGUGGUGAACGUGCCGCUGCUGAAGCACAAGAGCGCCGUCACGGUGUUCAACUCCAUCCUCAACCCGGUGAAGAAGGAGAGGAAAGUGAGGAUCCAGUUGGCCAAGUUCAUCAGGCCGGAAGUUGACAGGUCCUGGUUGGAGGACGCCAGUAAUAUUGUGUCACUAGUAUGUGGGACUAAUAAAAUCGCCUGGGCUCAAGUGGACCGUGGGAUGACCGUGCUGGAGUGGCAACAGCUGGACUGUCCAAAUUUCUUGAGGGGAACAUACAUGGCUUCUGCUUACUUGAAUGAUGUUUCUGCAGCUGUGGCUCUCCUCCCGUCGGCUGACUUCUACAUAAUAGAGAAAUCCUCCAUCUCGGUCCAGAACACGGCCCUGUUCCCCAUCAUGGCCCACAUGAGGACCGUGGAGGCCAUGCUGUUCGCUCUGCUUGAGCCCAGAAACUUACCACCCGAGUCCAACAUUCCUCCAAGAGUUUUGAACAUGAUGCGUCCUGCUGUGGGACGUCACUUCGGACUCAUGGUGGGCGAGUCGCGGACCAGUGGUGCUCAGACGGUGCGACAGCUGAUGACCGAGUCGGUGACACAGACGCUUCCCAGGAUAAACUUCCCCCCAGAGCUGCUGGUGAAGCACAGGAAUUCCUUCCAGAUGGGCAGCAGAAGAGGAGGGGAGGAACUCUGUGACGCUCUGCUUCAGGCUGUGGCUUUUUACGAGCUACUCGGCGAAUCCUCCAGUUAGCCACCACGUGGACCAAUCUCUAACCGAGCACUACGGCCACUAAAACAAACAUCCCGGGUGGCACUCUGAGCCCUUCUGGACUUAAACCAAACAUUUACCUCUUGGAACAGAUUUGGUGGUGAUUCAUGGUGCAUUUAGUACAGUCAAGUCUUGAAUAUUCUUACCGUUACAUGUUUGAUUUGGACACUUCCAUAAAGUAAAUGCUGUGUCUGUUUCACUCCGUUCGUUUGUAUUAAAAGUCAUGAAACACA
Molecule: messenger RNA, 1497 nt
Organism: Anarrhichthys ocellatus (wolf-eel)
Lineage: Eukaryota; Metazoa; Chordata; Actinopteri; Perciformes; Anarhichadidae
Gene: tefm
Product: transcription elongation factor, mitochondrial
Exons: 5
Coding region: 122-1246 (374 amino acids)
Biological process (GO): mitochondrial transcription; transcription elongation by mitochondrial RNA polymerase
Cellular component (GO): mitochondrial nucleoid
Molecular function (GO): DNA polymerase processivity factor activity; nucleic acid binding
Source: RefSeq, a predicted model, not a curated record